CCCGGCGUCACUUCCGGGGCGGGGCCGAGCCGCGCGCGCAAAGAUGGCGACGCCCUAUGUGACGGACGAGACCGGGAGGUACAUCCCCUCCACGCAGCGGCCGGACGGGACGUGGCGGAAGCAGCGGCGGGUGAAGGAGGGAUACGUCCCCCAGGAGGAGGUGCCCGUGUACGAGAACAAAUACGUGAAGUUUUUCCGGAGCAAACCGGAGCUGCCCCCGGGGCUGAGCCCGGACACGGCCCCGGCGCGGCCCCCGGGGCCCCCCCAGGGCGCUCCCCCCGAGCAGGGGCUGUCCAAGGCCGCGCGCAGGAACCUCAAGCGCAAGGAGAAGCGGCGGCAGCAGCAGGAAAAGGCCCCGGAGCAGCCGCAGGACACGGACGGACUGAGCUCGGCACUGGAAAAGGUGUCGCUCUCGGGGACAGGAGGGGCCCCCCCGGCCCAGGGGGGCGACAGUGCCGGGAAUUCCGAGCGCAGCCGCCGCAUCAAGAGCCUGCGGAAGAAGCUGCGGCAGGUGGAGGAGCUGCGGCGGCGCCUCGAGGCCGGGGGGCUCCCCCAGCCCACCCAGGAGCAGCUGGAGAAGCUGGGCCGGAGGAAAGCGCUGGAGGACGAACUCAGGGGGCUCGAGUCGGACUCGUAGGGGGGGUUGGGGGGUCUCAGGGGCGGUUUGGGGGGGGUUGGGGAGGGGGGAGGGCAGGAUGGUUGUUCCCGGCGAGGGCCCGGCAGCUCCUGGUUUUUAAUUGGAUCGAUGUGGGUUUAUGUGGGAGGUGGCCGUGCCCCCCACCUCGUGCCCCCCCGCUCUUCCCACCCCCCCAUUCUGUGUCACAGCCCCUUCCCCCCGCGUUUAUUUCUCUUUUUCUCUCUUUUUUUCCUUUAUUUUUAAAAAUUGUGGAAGAAUAAAAACUGCAGCACUGAC
Messenger RNA from Empidonax traillii (willow flycatcher), 913 nucleotides. It is a transcript of the gene PYM1, whose product is annotated as PYM homolog 1, exon junction complex associated factor. Bases 44 to 637 code for a protein of 197 amino acids. Gene Ontology annotation, molecular function: RNA binding. The transcript is spliced from 3 exons. NCBI's taxonomy places the organism in Eukaryota, Metazoa, Chordata, Aves, Passeriformes, Tyrannidae. Gene Ontology annotation, biological process: exon-exon junction complex disassembly. Gene Ontology annotation, cellular component: exon-exon junction complex; cytoplasm. The record is from RefSeq and is a predicted model, not a curated record.